GGUCGACGACGUGUUUUCACAGCCACACCGUCAAGAGCCUCUUGUUGUUUCCUCUUCGUCUGAACGGAUUAAACAAGAAGACUUCAGUGCAUCUUAGGGAACACUAUGGAGAGCGUGGCAAUUUCAGGCAGAAACCACACUAAUAAAAGGGGAAACAAAGAAAACACUCUGCCAACACAUGGGACUAAGUCUCUCACCAAAGGAGGGAAAGCCUCUGUCGUCUCGCUCCAACCCAGAGGGGACCAAAAAGAGACCGCAACUAAAAAACAUCUAACGGUGAGGUCUAAAGUAGUGGACUCGAAGCAAGUGUUGAGGGAAGCUCAGAAAAAGGUGCAGAUCGGUGGGAAUGCAGCUGCUGCAGAUGUUCAGCGAUCAUCAAACGGCCAGGAACAAGCCUCAAAGCCACCGGCUGCUGCGUUGUCAUCAAAAUCUGCCCCUGGAAUGUACAAAGGUCGGGUUGUUCAGUCCAAAAUUGGGUCCAUUUGGAAAUCAAGCAGUGCUGUUGGCACCGCAGAGCCGAAACCGUUGGCACCCAGAUCAGAGAGCCAAAGGGUUGGAGUUAUGGCUAAAAACCACAGAUCACUAUCUGUUGCUGGACACAGCGUACACAGGCCUGCACCGAUGAGGUCCAAAUCAGUCUCUGAUAAACCUGCUCAGGUGACCAAAGCUGGUGCCGGUAACAGUUGUCCAGCUGGACCUCCUACCAGAACCGUCUCAGCAACUGCAGCCUCUGCCAGACCAAAGACCACAACUGCAGCUCCUAAUAAGUCCAGGAGGGAAGAAAACACAAAGGUGAAUAAACCCGCGGCCUCGAGCACCCGCCGCCAGUACAGAUUCACCGUGGAGACCGCAGAGGAGAAACGAGCAAAACUGGCAGAGUGGCUGGCCUCCAAGGGCAAGACUCUCAAAAGACCAGCCAUGACGACCGCAGCGUUUUCAAACAAGCUUCCUGUGAAAGUCAAGGUUGAAGGUCAGCCCCAUGUUGAGCCUCUGCUUGCUGCUGAAGCUGACCCCCGCCUGCAGCUAGAUGUUGCUGCUUGUUCUGAAGUCCAAGAAGAAGCUUCAGCACACAGUCAAACCCCAGAGGUCAUAAACACCACGCUGGACCUGCUCGAAAGCUCUGAUGUAGAUCUGUCUACCGACUCUCAAGAACCAGUGGAUGAUAUUGUCUUGAACCUUUGCGAUGCCUUGGAGUCCCUGGUGACACCGUCCAGAUGCAGUGAUGGUGAGUACCAAUGGCUGCUGGAAGUCCAGGAGUGUGGUGGUGAUGAUGCAGAAGACAAACCAGAGGAGUGUGUGAAGGAGAAAAACGAAAGGAUUAAGGCCGAGGAAGUAAAGACGGACGAGGAGAAGCAGGAAGUGGAGGAGGAAGUGGACGGUGGUGACGAUGUGAAGACUCCAGAACUGAAAGAAGCGUCCGUCAUUAAAUACAGCGUGAAGACCACUCCAUACUUACAGAGUGUCAGGAAAACGAUCGAGGACGAGGUCAACGUGAGCGCAUCGAAGAAAAAGAGCAACAUCAAAGACCUGCGGUUUCUGACCCCGGUGCGUCGUUCCUGUCGCAUCCAGCGCCAGUCGUCCUGCCUGCCGCCGAUGCUCGUCGAUCACGACCCCUGCGUGUCGUCGCUGGCUGAACUGGUGCAGCUGGACGACGACGCAAACGCGUACAUUUACAGGAAAAACCCCGCGCUCCUGCAGGAGCUGCCUGACCAGGACUGACGUCGGCUCUGCUCAAACAUGAGGCCUUGAAGAGACU
Messenger RNA from Nematolebias whitei (Rio pearlfish), 1756 nucleotides. RefSeq names its product cytoskeleton-associated protein 2. Gene Ontology annotation, cellular component: microtubule cytoskeleton. The record is from RefSeq and is a predicted model, not a curated record. NCBI's taxonomy places the organism in Eukaryota, Metazoa, Chordata, Actinopteri, Cyprinodontiformes, Rivulidae. Gene Ontology annotation, biological process: negative regulation of microtubule depolymerization. The transcript is spliced from 7 exons. Bases 106 to 1719 code for a protein of 537 amino acids.